Molecule: messenger RNA, 1213 nt
Organism: Durusdinium trenchii
Lineage: Eukaryota; Dinophyceae; Suessiales; Symbiodiniaceae
Source: the annotation of a GenBank genome assembly
GGAGACUGGGACGAGGAUUUCGACUGGUUCGUCUGGCUCUACUUGGAGAGGUGAGUUGGAAGCUCCAGAACGCUACCAACUCAAGGUGGAGUGUUGGAUGUUUUCACUUCAUGCACCCGUGGCUCAAGUGGCCCAAGUUCUAGCGUAGAAAAGGGCGCGCGGUUCGCUUUUGCGGUUUCUUUGAUUUCUCUUUCAUUCGCGCUGCCACCUUUCCUUCACCUAUACUUCUGCCCUUUGCUUUGCUUUUGUCCAGCCCAGGUUUCAACCUAAAGCACACAAUAGCACUCACUUGUCGCUCUUUGGUUCUCCAGAAUGAGCAACUCUAGGCGGCGCACUGCAUGGACAGACUACAAGAUCGACGAAGACUGCCACGGCCAAGAUAAAGACGCCGAAGAGUUGCGGCAGAGAUUGUCGCGGCAGUCCACUGCUGAGACAGAUCUUGGGCGGGCUUGCGGCGUGGCUCGACCGGGCUGGGAUCCCUUGGGCCUUGCCGACGAAUCUGAACUGGAUAGCUUGGUCUCCAAGCUCGAGCCCCCUCUCCCGGCUGAAGACACGACCUUUGACUGGACCAUAGUGGCCAUAAGCCGUGAGGUGGAACUCAAGAAUGGCCGCAGCGCAAUGUUCGCCUGCCUGGGCUACAUCAUGCUGGAGUGAGGACUUCCGCCCUCCUUGGGCUGGCACAGAGAUGUUCCUGAUGAAGAAGAGAGACCCUGGCCCUGUCCCAAAAAGUUUAUUCACGCAAGCUGAGUGUGUCCCGGAAUGCCGCAUUUUGCAGUCCGGCGAAUACAGUUAUACGAAGCCAAUACCGUUCACAGAGUUUUUUUUAUAUGAGAUAUUCCAAACUUCAACAUCGACAGGUCUGUCUGCAGGUUUGGUUGAAUAGAUGAUACUCAUGAUCAAUGAUCAAUUGUUACUAUCAAUUUGGUGCAACUUGGCUGACUUUUGCAAUGGAUGGCUAAAAUAUGCUAAAAUCAUCCUUUGGCGCCUAUCGCGAUGGGAAGUUAAUUUUAAAAAGCGCGGGGGUCUGGAGAAUUUGGAUCUCAGCCUUCCAGCGCGUUUGGACCCAAGGGAUCUAAGCAAGCGUUGAAGAUCAUUGAUGGACCCUCAUUGUUUUACUUUGGGAGGGACAAGAAGGGCCACUUUUCCAAGCCUGCGGAUGUCCGGCAGCUCUUGAUGCCUUUGGUCAAGUGUGCCAACAGGUGCAUGAUCCAAC